This is a messenger RNA of Herpailurus yagouaroundi (jaguarundi), 2424 nucleotides long. RefSeq names its product GTP binding protein 3, mitochondrial (gene GTPBP3). Gene Ontology annotation, molecular function: protein binding; GTP binding; GTPase activity. Gene Ontology annotation, cellular component: mitochondrion; cytoplasm. NCBI's taxonomy places the organism in Eukaryota, Metazoa, Chordata, Mammalia, Carnivora, Felidae. Gene Ontology annotation, biological process: tRNA wobble uridine modification; tRNA methylation. The record is from RefSeq and is a predicted model, not a curated record. The transcript has 7 exons. The coding region runs from base 207 to 1931 and encodes 574 amino acids.
UAAGGGAAAGGGGUGUGACAGCGUGGGGUGCUGCUUGGGCUCAAACCCUCUCCCUGGGAUCUGAGGGCCCAGUUCCCUGCGGCGAACCACCUUUCGCAUUUUUCCAAGCUCCAAUCCGUUCAUCCCCCUGCCGCAGAGCCCACAUCUGGGUCGCGCAUUGGCCUCAGAGUCACACUUUGAUAUCAGCCCCCUCAGCUUCACAAUAUAUGUCCAUCCCCCUGCCGCAGAGCCCACAUCUGAGUCAAUUAUUGCUCUCAGAGACCUCAAUCGGGUCUGGCCUCAGACGCUCCAAUCUGCCCAUCCUCCAGCCGCAGACCCUCCACCUGGGGCAUCUCCCGACCGUCGAGCCCUCUAUCCACCUGCCACUCUGCCACAAGAGCCUCCCAGAUGCACUGAUUCUCCUCCUCUCCAGUCCCAGACCGUGCACGCGCCAGGGCAGCGGCGUCCCGGUCCCCGGUUCCGGGGCCACUAUCUUCGCUCUGAGUUCCGGCCACGGCCGCUGCGGCAUCGCGGUGAUCCGAACCAGCGGCCCCGCCAGCGGCCACGCCCUCCGGAGCCUCACGGCGCCGCGGGACUUGCCCCCGGCUCGCAGCGCCUGCCUGCGCCUGCUCAGCCACCCCCGUUCCGGGGAGCCGUUGGAUCGCGCGCUGGUGCUCUGGUUCCCAGGUCCCCAAAGUUUCACGGGUGAGGACUGCGCCGAGUUCCACGUGCAUGGAGGCCCGGCGGUGGUGAGUGGCGUCCUGCAGGCCCUGGGUAGCGUGCCAGGGCUGCGGCCAGCGGAGGCCGGUGAGUUCACCAGACGGGCAUUCGCCCACGGGAAGCUGAGCCUGACCGAGGUGGAGGGGCUGGCGGAUCUAAUUCAUGCGGAAACCGAGGCGCAGCGGCGGCAGGCGCUGAGACAGCUGGACGGAGAACUGGGCCACCUCUGUCACGGCUGGGCCAGGACCCUCACUAAGGCUCUGGCUCAUGUGGAGGCCUAUAUCGACUUUGGUGAGGAUGACAACCUGGAGGAGGGCGUCCUGGAGCAAGGUGGGUCCUCCAAGGGAUGGGGACAUCUGGUAUCUCAGCCCCCGGAGGCCCCCUCACUCCCUCCCCUCCGCUUUCUUCCAUCCACAGCUAACAGCGAAGUGCGGGAGCUGCAGCUGGCACUGGGCGCACAUCUUCGAGAUGCCAGGCGCGGGCAGAGGCUUCGCUCAGGGGCGCACGUAGUGGUCGCAGGACCCCCCAACGCUGGCAAGAGCAGCCUGGUGAACCUACUCAGCCGGAAGCCUGUGUCCAUAGUGUCUCCGGAACCCGGGACCACCCGCGACGUGCUGGAGACCCCCGUGGACCUGGCCGGGUUCCCGGCGCUGCUGAGCGACACGGCGGGGUUGCGGGAGGGCGCUGGGCCCGUGGAGCAGGAGGGCGUGCGGCGCGCCCGGGAGAGGCUUGAGCAGGCUGACCUCAUUCUAGCCGUGCUGGAUGCUUCUGACCUGGCCUCUCCGUCCAGCUGCAACUUCCUGGACACCGUUGUCGCCCCCGCCGGAGCUGGGAGCCCCAAUGGGAACGGCCAGCGCCUCCUGCUGGUGCUGAACAAAUCGGACUUACUGCCUCCGGGCGGCCCCGACCCCAGUCCCAACCUGCGCCCGCACCUGCUGCUGUCCUGCUUGACCGGAGAGGGGCUGGAUGGCCUCCUGGAGGCGCUGAGGAAGGAGCUGGCUGAAGUGUGUGGGGACCCGUCCACAGGCCCACCGCUCCUGACGCGUGCAAGGCACCAGCAUCACCUACAGGGCUGCCUGGACGCUCUUGGCCACUACACGCAGACUAAGGACCUGGCCCUGGCUGCUGAGGCUCUGCGACUCGCCCGGGGGCACCUGGCCCGCAUCACCGGCGGAGGGGGCGCUGAGGAGAUCCUGGAUAUCAUCUUCCAGGACUUCUGCGUGGGCAAGUGAGGGGACCCCUGGAGCUCUCAGCCAGGCAGAGUGGAUGCCCAGAAGCCUUGAAGCAUGUGGGAAUAGCUUAGGCCAAGUGAGAAUCUCCAUCCCAAUGAAGCAAAGCCGCUGCCUUCAGAGGUGGUGAGCUCACUGUGGCUGGCGGUGACCAAGCUACGGCCAGCCAGAUUCCCUUGCAGGGACAUGCCAGGGGUUCAAGCCGCUCUGGAGUGGAACCGCUUUGGGUGCCUGAUGCUGGAGGAGCAGGGGUGGAAGGUUGGGAUGGAGGUGGGAGGGCCUCAGAGUUCUUUGCUUUGCGGUUUUUAAUUUAUUUUGCAAAUACCAAAGGAAUAUCAAAAAUUCAGGUGAUUCAGAAAUGCUUAAACACGGAACACUCCGUCCCCCCACAUCCCUUGGGGUUACAGCUUAACUUGUGUCCUCCCAAAAUUUCUCUGCUCUUUUGCAUACUUGUGGAUACACCCGUAAAAUAUACGUUUUGUAUUUUGUACAGACA